Messenger RNA from Blastocystis hominis, 481 nucleotides. RefSeq lists its product as hypothetical. The record is from RefSeq and is a predicted model, not a curated record. Gene Ontology annotation, cellular component: nucleolus. NCBI's taxonomy places the organism in Eukaryota, Bigyra, Opalinata, Blastocystidae. The coding region runs from base 1 to 462 and encodes 153 amino acids. The transcript is spliced from 4 exons.
AUGGAAUCCAAAAACCAGGAAACGGCUCAGAAUACGACAGUGGAAGAGCAGAAACCUUCAGAGACCAAAAAGAAGACGGUGAUUCCUGUAGGUAUCGGAGCGGCUGGAAAAGUGUGGAGACAGAAAAGGGAGAUAUCGUUCCAUCAGUUUGCAAACAAUAGUCCGUUCCAAGUCAAGACGUCCUGGGAGAAGAAACAAGAAAGACGCAAGAAGCUAGAGAGAACGAAGGAAUUGCAAAAAAGCAUGCGAACGUCCAGAAUUGAAGAGAAACGCGAGCUAAUUAGAAGACAGGAAGAAAACAAAAUGCGUCGUCAGCAGAAUGAGAUCAAGAACGCUCAAAUUCAAGUGAUAAAGAAUGUGGGAAAACUGAAGAAGAUGAGCAAGAAGCAGCUCAAGCAGAUAAAGAAGACUCGCAUCGAUAAGAAUGGAAAUGUAGAGUACGUAGACGCGUAUGCGAAGUAAUUGUUGUCGUUUUAUAUAA